AUGAGUAAACCAUCAGUUCUCAUCAUCGGCGGAGGUGUCUUUGGAACCUCGACAGCCUACCAUCUCGCUCAACGUGGCUACAUCAACGUCACCGUAGUAGACCGCUUCGCAGCCCCAUCAAGAGACUCUGCGGGCACAGACUUGAACAAGGUCAUCCGUGCCGACUACCCCAACCCACACUAUGCAAAGCUCGGCCUUGAAACUCUCGGCGUCUGGAAAGAUCCAACGUCACUUUUCAAAGGUCUGUACCGAGAGACUGGUUGGAUCAUGGGUGGUCACCCCGAGACGAACCAAUGGCUUGAGAAUGCAAAAAUAUUAGCCGACAAGAACGGCAGAGAGGGAGUUGAGUACCUCUCCAAAGACGAGAUAAAAGCUAUGUGGCCCGCUUUGACAGGGGAGUUUCCGGGAUGGACGAAUCUACACAGUCCUCAGGCUGGCUGGGUCCCCUCGGGCCAAGCUCUCCUCCGCAUGGCCAAAGCUGCCGAAGCCAUGGGUGUCAGGUACAUCACCGGUGCUUCGGGUCAGAUCAAGACGCUUGUGUACGAUAACAAGACUUGCAAGGGCGCCAUCGCUGCCAACGGCCAGUAUCACUCGGCCGACAAGAUCAUCGUUUCAGCCGGUGCAAGUCUCCCAGCUCUCAUCAAAGGUGCCAGAACCGACGUCAGAGCAGAGACUUCAGUCAUUUGCAUCAUAUUUCCUCCCGACGAGGAUGGUCUUAUCAAGCUGUGCAGUGUAAGACUUGUUACCAACUACGAGGACCAUGAACAUGCUGGUGCUUCUGUCCUACACUCUAUCGGCGACUACCCAUUUGAUGGAUGUCCCCGGGAGCUGGAAGUGGAGAUUAGAGAGUUUGUGAAAGACAUGAUUCCAGAACUCGCAGAUCGACCCUUUGUCCACACACGAAUGGAUGGCAUGGCCACAGAUCUCAACUUCCGAAUCUGUCCGUAUCCCGGCACAGAGAAUCUGAUCAUCGCCACGGCCGGUUCGAACCACGGGUUCAAGUUCCUCCCCAUCAUUGGAAAAUACGUAGCCGACUUGCUGGAAGACAAACUCGACCCCGGACUCCAAGAUCUCUGGAGGUGGAAGUUCGGAGAGAAACCCGCUGGCUUUCAGGAUCCUCAUCCAUACCCCCGAAGGGACUUGUCCGAGCUGACGGGUUGGAAGGGAAGAAACGCUCCAGCUGGUGGAAAGUUGCCUUGGACGUGGAGCCGCAGUCGCAUCUGA
Fusarium pseudograminearum CS3096 is the source of this 1224-nucleotide messenger RNA. RefSeq lists its product as uncharacterized. The coding region runs from base 1 to 1224 and encodes 407 amino acids. The transcript is spliced from 4 exons. The record is from RefSeq and is a predicted model, not a curated record. Gene Ontology annotation, molecular function: sarcosine oxidase activity; saccharopine oxidase activity; flavin adenine dinucleotide binding. NCBI's taxonomy places the organism in Eukaryota, Fungi, Ascomycota, Sordariomycetes, Hypocreales, Nectriaceae.